GCGCUUUGAACCUAUUGUGUGUUUUAUUUGUGUUUUGGUUGUGGUUUAUUUUUUCCAAAAUUAAAACAAACUUGAGUUCAGUAAGCUGCGCCUGCGCACCGAUCACUUAUUUAUUUUUUUGCAUUUUUUUUUUUUUAAAGCUGGAGGUAUGCUGCUGCUUUUCCCAAAACUCACCAGCUGCUGCAAGCAGCAAAGGUGCUGGAAAGUGCAGAACUAGGGCGACCCACCCGGACGCCAGCAGCGGGAUAUACAGUAGGCUGGUCUCAUCAUGCUGUCACCGUCUCUGCCUCCACUCUGCUGCAGAGCACGCGUGUGUUUUGGGUCGUAUUCUUAAACCUGCUCCCCCGAAUUGAGAUGAUCUAUUUUUGUAAUGGCGAAGGGUCUGUUUCCACGGGCCUGGGUGAAAAAGUCUUUCUACUUUCAGGCUCGGAUCUCCUUCGUGCGAGUGAAGUACCUGUUCCUUACGUGGCUGACUGUGCUUGUGGGCAGCUGGGUGCUCUAUGUGCAGUACUCCACCUACACUGAGCUCUGCAGAGGACAUGAGUGCAAGAACACUAUUUGUGACACGUACAGACGGGGAGUUAUUGAUGGCUCGGCCUGCAGCAGUCUGUGUGACAAAGAAACGCUCUACAUGGCCAGGUGUCUGUCCUCAGUCCCAAACAACCAGGUGUACACGGGAAGCUGGGGAGACCACAGCGGAAUCGUCCGCUGUAAGUUAGGGGAGGUGGUGCACUACGAGCUGGGCGAGGAGCCGGAGCCCCGGAGGGAGGCCCCCAUGUUUAACAAGCCCACCAGAGGAACCUCAGUCGAGAAGUUUAAAGAGAUGGUCUUCAAUCACCUCAAGUCAAAGCUUGGGGAACACGUGAACCUCGCCAACCUCGUUGCCCAGAUCCUCUCUGUCACCGACGGCAACAGAGACGGACGGGUUUCCCUGCCAGAAGCUCGCUCAACGUGGGCGCUCCUGCAAAUGGAUGAGGUGCUGCUGAACCUGCUGCUCCAGGACCGCGGACACACUCCUCGCCUCCUGGGCUACUGCGGCGACCUCUACAUGACGGAGCACAUCCCCUACGGGCCCCUGUACGGUCUGUCGCUGCCCUGGCCGCUGGUGUCCUGGGUGCCCAGCAGUCUGCAGCGCAGGAUGGACCAGUGGUUCACCCCCUCCUGGCCUCGCAAGGCCAAGAUCUCCAUGGGCCUGCUGGAGCUCGUGGAGGACAUCUUCCACGGCCCCUACGGCAGCUUCCUGAUUUGCGACUUCGCCGCGGCACAUUUCAGAUACACCGACCGGCACGAGCUCCGCCUGACCAACACCCGGGCGGUGGUUCCAGAGGACGAGUUCAGGCGCGCCAUGCGGGUCCUGAAGUGCGAGAGGGACGGGGACUGCGUGUACGGAGUGGACUGCCAGACGUCGUGCGACCUGUCGGAGAGACGAUGCCGGGAGGAGCCGGUCCAGCCCAACCUGGCGAAGGCGUGCGGUACCCUGAAGGACUACCUCCUGCGCGGCGCGCCGUCAGGGAUGAGAGAUGAACUGGAGAGGCAGCUGUAUGCCUGUAUGGCCCUCCGGGGAAAUGCUGGACAGAUGAACAUGGAGCACUCGCUUAUCCUGAACAACCUGAAAGCUCUGCUGUGGAAACAGAUCUCCCACACCAAGGACUCGUGACAAGCAGAGGGUUUCCUUUCUGGGGUCGCCAGUCAGUUCAAGCAGAGCUGAGUGGGAAAGAUGCUGUGAUUUAUGAGAAGUAUAUUCAAUGAAGUCAUUUUUAUCAACUUCUAACAUUUACGAAAGGUCAGAGUGGUGGACCUACCUCCUCUUUAACAAUUUUAGAAGAUGUGACUACUUUCAUAAGACUAACCUAAUGAUUGCAUGUUGCCAAGCGGGCAGAUGUUAAACUAAUCACUCAAACACAUUGUGCUGUAUUACAUCGUUCACCAGACAUCAGGAAACCACACACAACGUUUUGCUGUCCGUCUAAAUAACUCCACGCUAGUCCGUAAUCCUUCAAGAACACCUUUUUUAGAAACAAAACUGACCUUCAUCCACAUUACACCAUCAGUAAUGCACAUUACACAGCCGAGUGCAGACUCUGACCACAUUACAGCAGCAGUUCCUGCUCGGUUUAUGCCGUCAUUGAGGCAUGUCUGUGUUAUCAUCUGAUGGUGGUCACAUGGUAUAAGUUCAGUAAGUCUGGGAAGGAUGUCCAGUGAGCCAGAACAAUCAUGAUGUGAAUCGGCUCGUGAUGUGACCGGGUCAGGAUUUGUGAAGGCCCAGUUUACAAACCGCACCGGGAUCCGCAGAUCAAACAUUUUUCCGCGUUCAGGGUCAAAGUGCCCAGAGUAGCGUGACUGCCAGGUGUUUGAAAUGAAAAUGCACUAGUGUGGACUCUGCAGACGCGGCUGCUUCUGCUGCUGUCAUGUUGACAUGCGCUGCAGAAGGUUAUCAUUUACUUUAUUCCAAUCAGACAAAUCAGGUAUCAAAUGUGACCAAGUUCCAACUUUAAGUGUAAAUGAAUACGCCAUGUCUAAUUAUGUUCAGGCUCCUAUGAAGAAUGGGGAAAAAACAAACAUGUUGAGCUGCACCUUAACAGGUAUCGUUCUAACAAAUCCAUUGAGUGGACCAAAACCAACUGCACUAUUGUCUCUAUUUUUUUUCUUUCUUUAAACGACAGUGGGCACAGACGCUGGUGCAAAAAAGGACAUUUGCUUCCCAUAACAGCUAUGCUUGUCAGUAGUAGUGCUGUAGUAUUGAUCAACAGGACAAAUAGAUGAGACUAGUUCAGAAUAAUGAAACAUUCAAUAAAAACUUUGCCAAGAAAGAGUUUAACAAAACAUUCAAACCAUGAAGCGAAUCAACAUACCGUCAAAAACAAGAUAAUUAUCUUAAAUCAAUAUUCAUGAGGUGAAGGAAAGAUGUGCAGUUUUGGAAAGGAGGAAAAUGUAACUGCGGUCCAGGAGUUUGCAGAAGUCAGACAAAAUCUACACAACGUUCAGGAGAUACUUGAACUAAUGCUGCCUGAUUGUGCUUUCAUAGACUCUUACUCCAACAAGUUUGGUGAUGUGAAACAGGAAUGUAGCGUAACAGUUUGGUCACACGCCUGCCAUCGUUCCUCAUCAAAUAUCUAGACACCUUUCAAGUCUUAUGGACAACAGCUCUUCAUCAGUCUGUAAAAUUAACUGGAGCAGGUAAUUGCUCGGAGGUGAAUCCAUAUUCCGCUGAAGUCGUACUGUGAAUCCAUGUUCAUCACCACGCUGGGCACUUAUCGUUGACAAAAACAAACUGUUACGUGUUUCGUGAAUGUUUCAACCGUUGGUGUCUGUAACUCUUUUUUUACUUUGAUCACAGUGCCACAAAUGAUGCUGGUUAUUUUUCAAACAACUGUUAGGAUGUAAUAACUCAUGACUUAUGUUUUAUUUUUUCCCCCAUGAUUCCUUCCAGCUGCUGAAAUGAAGUUGACAACUUGACAUGCUGUAAACAAAACCGUACGUGUAGACAGAUCUAUCACGCUUGUGAUCAGUGCUGCUGUUUUGAAAAUGAUUGAAAUGUUUACUUAAUUGAAGAAACCAGCAUGAUUUUGCACAAUCAAAUGACAUACCACUUACUUUUAACUGGUUAUCUUUUAUGAACUGUCAGAUUUAAAAUGUAAAUGAAGGAUUAAAGACUACAUAAGAAUUAUAGUUGUGGCUGUAAUUCAAAACACAAGCAGACAAAAAUCCCAAUUUAUUUCUCAGUCAUUCAACUCAAUAAGAGAGAGGCACAAGUUUGCAUUUGUAAUAAAUUUAUUAGUCUGUGAUGUGUGUUGCAUGCUUGCAGCGCGACGCCGCUGCACCACACUCCUAACCCUCGUCUGCCUCUUGUUCUUGUGCUCGUAAGUAGCUGGCCUUCUUCUGGGCGACGCGGUCCUUCCUCUGUUGCAAAGAUAACUUGGCGCGGUU
Cololabis saira (Pacific saury) is the source of this 3927-nucleotide messenger RNA. It is a transcript of the gene dipk1aa, whose product is annotated as divergent protein kinase domain 1Aa. Bases 371 to 1657 code for a protein of 428 amino acids. The transcript is spliced from 6 exons. The record is from RefSeq and is a predicted model, not a curated record. NCBI's taxonomy places the organism in Eukaryota, Metazoa, Chordata, Actinopteri, Beloniformes, Belonidae.